This is a messenger RNA of Aspergillus pseudonomiae, 2025 nucleotides long. Its product is annotated as bifunctional AAA family ATPase chaperone/translocase BCS1. Lineage: Eukaryota; Fungi; Ascomycota; Eurotiomycetes; Eurotiales; Aspergillaceae. Gene Ontology annotation, cellular component: mitochondrial inner membrane. Gene Ontology annotation, molecular function: ATP binding; ATP hydrolysis activity. The transcript has 2 exons. Gene Ontology annotation, biological process: protein insertion into mitochondrial inner membrane from matrix; mitochondrial respiratory chain complex III assembly. Bases 35 to 1552 code for a protein of 505 amino acids. The record is from RefSeq and is a predicted model, not a curated record.
GCCAGCUCUAGUAUUCAAUUUUCCCUCGGUUGGCAUGGACCCGAAUGGACCACCAAGUACACCGGGGCUGCCUUCGCCUGGCGACUUAAUCCUGCAGCAGAAGAAAGAUGCUAUCCAGGCGGCCGCACAGCCCACCGGAGAUGGCGGGCUUUUCGCCCAGCUAUCUAGCAAUCCUUUCUUCACAGCGGGCUUCGGUCUCGCCGGUUUGGGUGCUGGAUUGAGUUUCGCUCAGAAGGGCAUUCGACAUGGCGCUGCACUCCUGCGAAGGCGCAUGCUUGUGGAUGUGGAAAUCAGCGUAAAGGACGAUUCAUAUCCCUGGUUUCUUCACUGGAUGACUCUAUAUCAACGUUCGCAGCUCAAUUCGGCUCAGUCGGCAGCCAGCAGGUCUGGCUUUAUGGAAUCCUUACUCCAGAGAAUGACCCCCGGGAUGCGCCACCUCUCAAUCCAAACGCAGAAAGUCGAACACUCAAACGGUGCGAUACAUACACAUUUUUCGUUAGUGCCUGGCCCAGGGAGACAUGUUUUGCGCUACAAGAAUGCGUUUAUUUUUGUAAAUCGGAUGCGCGAGUCGAAGUCACUCGACCUUCAGACUGGUCGCCCGUGGGAGACGAUUACCCUGACCACUCUCUAUUCGCAUCGCCAUGUUUUUGAAGAUCUCUUCAGAGAGGCUCACGCAUUCGCAGCUAAAUCACAUGAAGGCAAAACAUCAAUCUACAACAGCUGGGGGACUGAAUGGAAACUGUUUGGACAACCGCGACGGAAGCGCCCUUUGGAAUCAGUCAUUCUUGAUGAGGGUGUCAAGGAACGGAUUGUGGACGAUGUCAAAGACUUUCUAUCUAGCGGGAAAUGGUACCAUGAUCGUGGAAUUCCGUACCGACGGGGCUAUCUGCUCUACGGGCCGCCAGGCACGGGAAAAAGCUCCUUUAUCCAGGCUUUGGCGGGUGAACUAGACUACGAUAUUGCCAUUCUCAACCUUAGUGAACGGGGAUUGACGGAUGAUCGGUUGAAUCAUCUUCUCACCAUUGUCCCUAACCGCACACUUGUUCUGCUCGAGGACGUAGAUGCCGCCUUCUCCAAUCGGCGAGUUCAGUCUGACGCCGAUGGGUACCGCGGUGCUAACGUUACGUUCUCCGGUCUGCUGAAUGCCAUGGACGGAGUUGCAAGUGCUGAAGAACGCGUGAUAUUCCUGACGACGAACCAUGUGGAGCGGCUAGACCCAGCUCUGGUUCGGCCUGGCCGGGUAGAUAUGACGGUUCGUUUGGGCGAGGUCACCCGCUACCAGGUUGCAUGUCUCUGGGAUCGAUUUUAUAGUGAGUUGGAUACAGAUGGAAAGUAUCGAAAGACAUUCCUCGACCGACUACACGAGCUUGGUUUAAUAGAAGACGAAAACGGCCGGCAGCCCGACCAACCGAAGGCUACAAGUGCGGCCGCCCUGCAGGGCUUAUUUUUGUAUAACAAAGGAAAUAUGGAUGGCGCCAUUGCGAUGGCUGACGCGCUCACAUAUUCAGUCCAUGAGGAAGCCAUGGAGCAUGAUCGUCCAAGUGGCAACUAACUGUAUAUUAUCUUCUAGACAUCUUUUGCAUACGGACCCCCAACAUACAGUGUACUUCUAUGCGACAUAAACAGUUAUUUACAUAUACCCUUCCCAGUUGUUUAAAGCAACGGUGCUAUUAUCUGAAAGUUAUGCGUUCCCUUUAGUACCAUGCCUUCUUUGGCCAUGGCAAGCCGUCCAUAUUGUCAAGCUGCCCACAUUCCCACCUACUAUAUCCUCUACGGCGCUAAGCUGGCCAUUCAGCUCUACUAUGCCUUUUCAAGACAUCGAUAGAUUUUCAAGCUCAGUUGGCUCGGCAGAAAUGAAUCCAGCAAGUAUAUAGCAUGGGCUUUAUUCUAUGAGCACUAUGAAAAUGGGACUCGAGAUUCAUACCCUGAAUUUGACCACUCGUUGGGGAAAAUCUAGUAUUGUACUAUAUCCUAGUAGCGACGCUUGUUGUUCAAAAUCAAUCCGAAGCAAGGCCCUUUCAGUUC